AUGAGUCUGAUGAAAAUAGUAUUUGCACUCGUUGAUGAUCUACAUCUUGGUCAACGCGCACGCCAAAUCAUGAAUACAAACGAAAAAGUUUCAAUGAUUAAUGAUCUUCAUCCAUCUGAUAGCCCAUACUCUCAUUCAUUUGCUUGUUUAAACGAUGUCUCAUUCGACCAACACAAUUACUUUUACAAUCAACAGCAAGUACAACAGCCAGACCAAUCAUAUUUUCCUUCAUACUCGUAUCAAACAUCAUCAAACAUAGAUUCGAAUUAUUACCAUCAACAAUCGAAUCUAUUCUAUCCACAAUAUUAUUCCCCGGCAUCGUCAUCACCUUAUGUUGAACCAUUGAGUAUCAAUCCAAGUUCGUCUGAUUCAAAUGAAACCAGAAAGGAUGUCGUAUCUCCGUCAACAUCCGAGUCAGACUCGAAAACGAAAAGUUCCAACGAGAAUAACAAACGACCACGACGUUUACGCACACAUUUUACAUCGAGUCAAUUACAACAUCUCGAAAUGACAUUUACAUAUAAUAUCUAUCCUGAUGUCAACUUCCGAGAAGAAAUUGCUGCACAAACCGAACUAACUGAAGCAAAAGUCAAAGUUUGGUUUAAAAAUCGACGAGCCAAAUUCCGAAAGAAACAUAAAGGAAACAACGGAUCAUCAUCUUUACCAUUGCCUCUACCGCCACCGCUGCCGACCUCAACACAAUCAUUACCAUCUUCAGCAGGACUCGAAUGGAGGGAAGGUCCAACGAGUGAUUACUCCACCCCACAGAUCAAUUAUCCACAGUAUCAUCCAUGGUGGACAGGUUAA
Messenger RNA from Adineta ricciae, 807 nucleotides. Lineage: Eukaryota; Metazoa; Rotifera; Eurotatoria; Adinetida; Adinetidae. The record is from the annotation of a GenBank genome assembly.